Adineta steineri is the source of this 579-nucleotide messenger RNA. NCBI's taxonomy places the organism in Eukaryota, Metazoa, Rotifera, Eurotatoria, Adinetida, Adinetidae. The record is from the annotation of a GenBank genome assembly.
AUGUCAUCAUCAAUUUUAACAAUUUUAGGAGAUAUUGGUAAUAUAUUUAUUGUAAUUAUUUUUCUUCGACAUAGACAAAAUGGAUGUGCAAUUUAUUUAAUAAGUGCAGCUAUAUUAAAUUCUGUUUAUAUAACAUUUAAUCGUUUUGUUCAAUAUUUUCCUUUUUAUUAUUCUGAUGAAACAUUACGUGCAUUUAUUUUAUGUAAAAUACGUCUUUAUCUUCCAAGUAUCAUUGGACAAUUAGCUAAAACAAUGAUUGUUUGCGCAUGUAUUGAUCAUUUUAUGAUUACAACUAACCGUGUGACUGUUCGAGCAUUUAAAUCAUUGAUUAGCGAUUGUACGAUGUUAAAUAAAAGUGUUCAAUAUUUACAAACUGAAAAUUUUCUACUUUUUCUUGCAUUUUUAUUCUUAACUAUUAAUAGUUUUUCACCUUUUUUUAUUUAUUUAACUUUAUCAAAACCAUUUCGUGAAGAUUUAAAACAAUUAAUUAUAUGUGUUUAUCGACAAUUGAGAAGGCCUCCUCCCAUUCGAAGUAUUCAUAGAACAAAUGAAGCAUUAGUACGAGACACUCGACUUUAA